Molecule: messenger RNA, 2586 nt
Organism: Rhinichthys klamathensis goyatoka
Lineage: Eukaryota; Metazoa; Chordata; Actinopteri; Cypriniformes; Leuciscidae
Gene: tox
Product: thymocyte selection-associated high mobility group box
Exons: 10
Coding region: 363-2003 (546 amino acids)
Biological process (GO): leukocyte differentiation; regulation of transcription by RNA polymerase II
Cellular component (GO): nucleus
Molecular function (GO): chromatin DNA binding
Source: RefSeq, a predicted model, not a curated record
UUUUGUGUGUGAACAUUGGCAAAGCGCUCGCUUCUCUCCAUAGAGCAGUUACUCUGAGCCACAGCUGCACCAAGAAGAUACACAUCUCUACUCACAGCAGUCAACAUAUACUCACCAGAUGCCCUUGUUCUUUUCAAACCUGAGCACUUUUUCCCCGCGGUAUCUCUCUAUUGUAAGACGACUGAGGUAAAGGUUCAUAUAAAAGUUUUUACGAAAAACCGCGGAACGGAUGUGAGGCGCAAUAGACAGCCUCUUUCAGUCUUCAGUUGGUACCUUCUUCUCUUGCGUUGCGAUUUCUGAGUAAGCGAGGAACACAUUUUCUAGUGGAAAGGCAAUAGGGGCCGGUUGAUGUUUUUACUGAAAUGGACGUGAGAUUUUAUCCUCAACCUCCACCACCAUCAGCAACAGAUCCUUCCCGUCUGGGACAGUCUCACUAUUCGGACUCUCCGUACUGCAAUAAGUACGACAGUGAAAACAUGUUCAUGAGUAUGCCAGAGCCCAGCCAGGACUUUGUGCCAGGGAACCAGUUCCGCGUACCUGCCAGUCCCAGCCAGACGCAGCACAGCAACAAACAGGCCGGCGGCCACUGGAAAAGAGAGACCCCUACACACACGGACGGCCACCGUCUGACAUGGCAGUCCUACCCAGUGCCCAGUCUUGGGGACGAAGACUUCAACAUCCCGCCUAUCACUCCCCCCACCCUCCCCGAACACAUGCUGGCACACUUGCCUGAGUCUGAGUCCGGAACGUACCAUCACCUUUGCCCCCCUGUCUCCCAGAACGGACUGCACCCCUUUCACCUGCAAGGAAUGGACCUGUCCGGGAUGUCGGUCCCCAACAUGUUGGGUCAAGAUGGCAGUCUGCUCACCAACUCCCUCUCAGUGAUGCAGCAGAUGGUCAACUCUGACUCGCGUUACGGUGGCCACCCUCAGGUGGAUACGCAUAGACCCAGGAUCCAACCUGGCAUGGUUCCUCAAGGUCAGCUGACCACAAUCAACCAGUCACAACUCAAUGCUCAGUUGGGUCUGAACAGCAACAAUGGCACCCAUGGAUCCCCAUCUCCACCAGAGAGCAAGUCCGCCACACCUUCCCCCUCCAGCUCUGUGCAUGAGGACGAUGCAGAUGAUGCUGCCAAGAUGAAUGGGGCAGAGAAGAGAGCAGCCACAGACAUGGCCAAGAAGCCUAAAACCCCCAAGAAGAAGAAGAAGAAAGACCCCAACGAGCCUCAGAAGCCAGUGUCAGCCUAUGCCCUGUUCUUCAGAGACACACAGGCAGCUAUCAAAGGCCAAAAUCCUAAUGCCACAUUUGGAGAGGUCUCCAAAAUUGUGGCCUCCAUGUGGGACGGUCUCGGCGAGGAACAAAAACAGGUGUACAAGAAAAAAACAGAAACCGCAAAGAAGGAGUACCUCAAACAGCUGGCUGCGUACAGAGCGAGCCUCGUGUCUCAGAACUACAAUGACCCAGGCGAUGUGAAGGUAUCACAGGCCUCUCAGAUGCUCGGGCCCAAGCCAUCAGUUUUCUCCGGGGCAGGUCAGUCUCACCCAGGUCUCUACAUGGCUUCUCCGUACCACCAGCAGCCAGGACUCAGUCCCCAUCUGCCCCCGAUGCAGCCAGGCCUAGCCCGAGGUGGCACAUCCCGGCCCAGCGCGCCCAUGAGCAUGGGCAGCAUGACGGGCUCGUCCCCCCCUCCGCUGCAGAUCAGCCCCCCCUUACACCAGCACCUCAGUCUCCACCAGCACCAGCACCAGCAUCAGCACCAGCACCAGCAGCAGCUCAGCAGCCACUCGCUGCCUCUGCACUCCCCAUCCAUGGCCCAGGGUUUCCCCCUUCAGGCAGACUAUCAGAACAUGGUAAAUGUCACAUCCUCCGCCGGACCUGGCCUGUCCCCUUCAAUGGACUACCGCACCGGAUGCAGGAACGGACCGACCCAGGGCCUGGACUGGACCCCUGACUACUGCGGCAACGGGGCUCUGCAGAGGGACAAAGCCCUGUACCUGACCUGAUCGACAUGUCCAGCCGCACGCUCCUUCACGCUCACAGGACCAAGGCAGUUCCUCAUCCCAGUACAGCUAUUCAGGGCCUGAAUAAUUAUUCAGGCCUUAUUUUAGACUAGACACAAUCCACGCAUCAGCAAAACAACGUUUGAAUGUUUUCUUUCUCAUGGCUCACACUUUAGUGCACCCUACCGUGGUGGCUUUGCAAUUUCCUUCUAGCUUCUGACAUUCAGACCUUUUGGAUCUUUAAAAUAGAGUUUAAAUCAUCGAAAGCAUGAACAUGUAAAUUGAAUGCUAAAAUUUGUUUAAAUGCAAUCACUUCUCUAAUGAUAUUGACUUACCUCCUACUGUUCCGCGUCCUCAUUGCGUACCUAAUAAGAGACCAUGUAUGGAAACCCCCCGUAGACGUGUGUUUUAUUGGAGAUUGUUUAUGGUUUUUAAGACGUUGCGUAGGUCAAUUUGCCUCGCAGGAAGGUUGUCAAUCCAUCAGUUCCUAAGCACUUACCGCUGCGUGUCGGAGACUCCAAGCUCUCGCUGACAAACGGCGGAACGAGAACCAAAACAGAACUUCUUUUUUGUACAAAGAGGAAAA